Messenger RNA from Nannizzia gypsea CBS 118893, 1071 nucleotides. RefSeq lists its product as hypothetical. Gene Ontology annotation, molecular function: methyltransferase activity. Lineage: Eukaryota; Fungi; Ascomycota; Eurotiomycetes; Onygenales; Arthrodermataceae. The transcript has 5 exons. The record is from RefSeq and is a predicted model, not a curated record. Bases 1 to 1071 code for a protein of 356 amino acids.
AUGACAGCCAAUACUGCACCAGUUCUCGACGGUAUGACCGACCAUUCCGCUGCUGCGGACAAUGAAAUUCGUGCUAUCACACCUGAUUCCGGCGAAUAUGAGAAGGACUAUAACCCUGAAACCGAAACUGAUAUGCUUCCACUCAGCAGCUCCAUGUCACUCACCUCGAGUAUCACCGACUAUCCCAUGGAAAGUGGUCGGAGGUACCAUCGAUACCAUGAAGGAACAUACCUCUAUCCCAACGAUGAAAUAGAACUAGACCGAUUGGAUAUGCAAUAUGAAAUAAUACGGAUGAUAAAUGAAGGACGAAUUUUCUUUGCGCCUUUGAAUAAUCCGGAACGACUGCUUGAUAUUGGUACCGGAUCAGGCAUUUGGCCAAUCGAAAUGGCUGAGAUAUUCCCCGAUGCCCAGAUUAUCGGAACCGAUUUGUCUCCUGUCCAGCCGGGGCAAGUACCACCAAAUGUUCAAUUUUAUGUUGACGAUGCCUCAGAAGAAGACUGGUUAUGGCCGAAAGAUCAUUUUGAUUAUAUCCGUUCGUCAAUGCUUCUCGGAGCCCUCGACUCCUAUCAGUCUCUCAUCAAAACCGCUUUCAAUUACCUGAAACCGGGGGGCUACAUGGAAUGUCACGAAUGGGAUGUCACCCUUUUCUGUGACGACGACACAUUACCUCCACCGCAGGAUGACUUCCGAUGCCCACACGACUUCCAGAAUUGGAUCCAAUACCUGCGUCUAUCCACAAAAAAUCUGGACAGACCAGUGUUUAUUGUUGACAAAAUUGCCAAUUGGAUGAGAGAGGCAGGAUUCGAAGACGUUAGGGAAACCAUUACGAAGGUUCCGUUGAACACUUGGCCAAAAGAUCCGCAUUUGAAGCGUCUUGGUGCCUGGAGUGAGAGAAAUUGGCUUGAUGGCGUUGCGGCAUUUUCAUAUGCGCCUUUCGGACCAAGGGGACUCGGAUGGACCCAAGAGGAAAUAGAAGUCUUCUUGGUUGGUGUGAGGCAAAGCAUCUCGGAUCGAAAAGUUCAUGCCUAUCAACGGUUCCAUGUUGUGACUGGUAGAAAGCCAUCCUCGUGA